UUGGGGGAAUUUACUGACAGAACAGAGCCCAAUGACAGCUACGCCAACUGCAUGGUGGGUAGAGUAGUCCUGGAGGCGGAGAACGAGAGACGGCGAGGCCUGCGCGCCAACUACAACACCCACAAGUCCCUGCGGCUGUGGCGCUGUGCGUAUGCGAGCCAGAGAAAACCGAGAGAUUUAGGAAAUUUUCUGCAGUGCUUUCAGCUGCGCUAGUACGGAAGAAUGAACCGAUAGUCAAGUCGGCAGCUAAUAUUUCCACGUUGAUGUGUUCAUACCUGCGGUGUUGAGCGACCCAACUAAGAUCGGUACUACCCAGCAGCUCUGUGACGUGCUCACUCCUGCAGCAGGAGCAGCAUGGAGGCGACCUUUGGCCCCACCUUCUCAGCUGUGGCUGCUGGAGGAAAAGAAGGGUCAACCACCUACAAGCAGCACAGACGAACUCCGUCCUCCUCCAGCACACUGACCUACUCUCCUCGGGACGACGAUGAUGGAAUGCCUCUCAUUGGGACUCCACGGAGAUCUGAUUCAGCCAUCUCUGUGCGGUCUCUUCAUUCUGAGUCCAACAUUUCUCUGCGCUCUACUUUCUCACUGCACGAGGAGGAGGAAGACACGGAGCCCCAGGUGUUUGCUGAACAGCCGUCAGUGAAGCUGUGCUGUCAGCUCUGCUGUAACGUCUUCAAGGAUCCCGUCAUCACCACGUGUGGGCACACCUUCUGCAGACGAUGUGCCUUGACUUCAGACAAGUGCCCCGUGGACGCAGCCAAGCUGACGGUCGUGGUGAACAACAUUGCCGUGGCCGAGCAGAUCGGAGAGCUGUUCAUUCACUGUAAAUACGGCUGCAGGGUCACGGCCAGUGGAGCAGCAGGGGGCGCCGCGGCCUCCAAUGCCACGGUGGCCGGGAAACCCGGAGCGUUUGAAGUGGACCCCUUGGGCUGCCCGUUCACUAUCAAACUGGUUGCACGCAAAGAACACGAGGCCAGCUGUGACUACAGGCCAGUCCGCUGCCCCAACAACCCCUCCUGCCCCCCCCUGCUCACCAUGAACCUCGAGGCCCACCUCAAAGCCUGUGAGCACAUCAAAUGUCCACACUCCAAAUACGGCUGUACGUUCAUCGGCAACCAGGACACGUAUGAAACCCACCUGGAGGUGUGCAAGUUUGAAGGACUGAAGGAGUUCCUGCAGCAGACUGACGACAGGUUCCAUGAGAUGCAGCUGACACUGGCACAGAAGGACCAGGAUAUCGCUUUCCUGCGUUCCAUGUUGGGCAAACUCUCUGAGAAACUAGACCAGCUGGAGAAGAACUUGGAACUGAAGUUUGAUAUGUUGGAUGAAAACCAGAGUAAACUGAGUGAAGACCUGAUGGAGUUCCGUCGAGAUGCCUCCAUGCUGAAUGAUGAGCUGUCCCACAUCAACGCCAGGCUCAACAUGGGGAUCCUGGGCUCCUACGACCCACAGCAGAUCUUCAAAUGUAAGGGGACCUUUGUGGGCCACCAGGGUCCAGUCUGGUGCCUCUGUGUCUACUCUACAGGAGACCUGCUCUUCUCUGGAUCCUCAGACAAGACCAUCAAGGUGUGGGACACCUGCACCACCUACAAGUGUCAGAAAACCCUGGAGGGUCACGAUGGCAUCGUGUUGGCUCUGUGCAUACAGGGGAACCGGCUGUACAGUGGCUCCGCGGACUGCACCAUCAUCGUGUGGGACAUUCAGACUCUGCAGAAGGUAAACACCAUCCGUGCCCAUGACAACCCCGUGUGCACGCUGGUCUCCUCCCACAACAUGUUGUUCAGCGGCUCCCUGAAGGCCAUCAAGGUCUGGGACAUCGUGGGGACGGAGCUGAAGCUGAAGAAGGAGCUAACAGGUCUGAACCACUGGGUGAGAGCGCUAGUGGCGUCUCAGAACCACCUGUACAGCGGCUCCUAUCAGACCAUCAAGAUCUGGGACAUCCGUUCUCUGGAAUGCGUUCACGUUCUUCAGACCAGCGGCGGCAGCGUUUACUCCAUCGCCGUCACCAACCACCACAUCGUCUGUGGCACUUACGAAAACCUCAUCCACGUGUGGGAUAUCGAGUCUAAAGAACAAGUGCGGACGCUGACAGGUCACGUGGGAACAGUCUACGCUCUGGCAGUCAUCUCAACUCCAGACCAGACCAAAGUGUUCAGCGCCUCCUACGACCGUUCACUGAGGGUGUGGAGCAUGGACAACAUGAUCUGUACCCAGACUCUGCUGAGACACCAGGGCAGUGUCACGGCUCUGGCUGUGUCCAGGGGACGUCUCUUCUCUGGAGCCGUGGACAGCACCGUCAAGGUGUGGACCUGCUAAAAGGACGGUUCUCCCUGAUUGGACUUGUCCUAAACUCCGCCUCUUUUCCACACAUGAUUGUUUUUCUUCCAGACUUUAUCUUUUUUUCUCCAGCAGCCAAACAGCAGUAACAGCCACAGCUUCUUCACAACCGUUUUACUGAAUGUUGCUUUUUCACCUUCACACGAACAAUCGACUCUGACUGUAAGGGGUCAAAGGUCACGGUCCUGAGGGACCUCAGUGCGUCCCGCAGCACCACGAGACGAUCUGCCUUAACAGCUGCAGCGCACCGGUCCAGAACGGAGGGUGGAGCGGAGCGGAGGAUCAUGGUCCGUAGGUACAUCUGUCUGUUCUGGUCUCCACACCUGAGGAAUGGUUGGUUUCACAAACAUGACGCUGCAAUCACCCCUGGUGGUCACCACUGUAAUUUCAGGACUAGAGGUUGCUCUUCUUUUUUGUUCAGUGACUAAAAACUGUCACGACUGAAACACGAACACUUCCUUCAAGAACACGAAAUUAAACAUAAAAAAAAAUA
This is a messenger RNA of Cynoglossus semilaevis (tongue sole), 2833 nucleotides long. RefSeq names its product TNF receptor-associated factor 7 (gene traf7). Gene Ontology annotation, molecular function: protein binding. The transcript is spliced from 22 exons. The record is from RefSeq and is a predicted model, not a curated record. Gene Ontology annotation, biological process: Notch signaling pathway; ribosomal large subunit assembly. The coding region runs from base 355 to 2319 and encodes 654 amino acids. Lineage: Eukaryota; Metazoa; Chordata; Actinopteri; Pleuronectiformes; Cynoglossidae. Gene Ontology annotation, cellular component: nucleolus.